Molecule: messenger RNA, 261 nt
Organism: Purpureocillium takamizusanense
Lineage: Eukaryota; Fungi; Ascomycota; Sordariomycetes; Hypocreales; Ophiocordycipitaceae
Gene: DPH3
Product: Diphthamide biosynthesis protein 3
Exons: 2
Coding region: 1-261 (86 amino acids)
Biological process (GO): protein histidyl modification to diphthamide
Molecular function (GO): metal ion binding
Source: RefSeq, a predicted model, not a curated record
AUGUCGGACGACGAGAACCUCUCCAUUUACGAUGAAAUCGAAAUCGAGGACAUGACCUUUGACGAGGCGCAGCAGCUCUACCACUACCCGUGUCCCUGUGGCGACCGCUUCCAGAUUGCCCUGGACGAUCUUCGCGAUGAGCAGGACAUUGCCGUCUGCCCCAGUUGCAGUCUGAUGAUUCGAGUCAUUUUUGAUCUCGAUGACUUGCCCAAGCCCCCGCCCGCGAACAACUCUGGGGGUCAGGUCCCCGUGGCGGUGUAA